Molecule: messenger RNA, 1581 nt
Organism: Orussus abietinus
Lineage: Eukaryota; Metazoa; Arthropoda; Insecta; Hymenoptera; Orussidae
Exons: 5
Coding region: 341-1396 (351 amino acids)
Cellular component (GO): cytoplasmic microtubule
Source: RefSeq, a predicted model, not a curated record
GAUACCAUUUAUAAACAAAACUUUGGUGACAGGGAACGAAACAAAAUUAAAUUAAUACUAUUUCGCGGUAUUAAUUUCAGGGAUAAAUCUCUCAUUUAUAAUGUGCUUACUUCUGAAGGUAACGUAGGGCUAAAAUUGCACUAAACGAAACAUACGUAAAUUUUACUAUUCGAUAUUGUUCCGGGGUACCGGUAUUGUCGUGUGGCAUUGGAAUAAAUAGUUAAUCAAUCUUUUACAAUGGCGACAUUGAAGGGUAUAUUUCCAGAGCCGAUUCUGUUAAAUUUUAGGGCCAGUACAACGAAAAAAUUUUAUUCAUGAAAACGUGAAAAAUGUUCGCAAAAUGGAACAGUUUUUUCAUACCAAUAAAGAGAUUGAGGAUUUGCAAAAAGUUCACGUCCAGAGACAGCAAAGAGUACCAGACAAGUAUCGAAAUGUUGGACCUAGAGUUCAUUCUAGUCUUCGAGAAAAUAAGCAUGAUGAUGCAUUUGUAAACGAUUUAUAUGCUAUAAAGGCAGAAGAUGACAUGGAUCUACUGCAUCACAAAAGCAAUAUAAUUACAGUAUCUAAUAAAUCUAAUAAAAAAAUAUCUAAACUGUCAAAAAAUGUGACAGAAACGAAACAGAAAAGUAUGGAGAGAAACAAAUCAACCAAUAAAAAUGAGAAGAAUAAGCAAUCGAAAAGGCCUUCCGAAUCAGAUAUUUCACAUAGAAAAUUAGAGGAAAGAAGCAAUGUAAAAUACAGAAAUCAAGGAAUACAAACACUGGACACAAAAUCUUUGAACGAUUUAUAUGCAGAAGGAGUUAUUAGAUAUCCAUCGUGUCGAAGCCCACAAAAUAAUUCAUUGGCACCAAGAGUGGAGCUCAACCAAGACAAAACUCCUAAAGUCUGGUCAAAUCCUCCCUCGGAUAGAGGAGAUGUAUUUCCAUCUUUGGAUUUAACUCAGGAAUCAGAGCAAAAGCAAAGUGAAAGUCUUACUCCUGCUGAAAAAGUAGAUUAUAUCAAAUUGAACAAGCAACAAACUUCUGUUGCUAAUAAAAUGGCAAAUCGACUCAGCAACAGCAUACCGCCUCAUUAUCGCAAGGGUGUUGUUCCCAAAUAUAUUCGUGAACGAAAGGAAGCUCAACAGCAAAAAGAUGAAUUAGCCAAAGCAGCGGCAUCGCUUGCUGAUUGUCCAGAAGGUCAUAUCCCCCUUCCUGACAAUGAACGUAAAGAAACAUUGCGAAUGUUAAAAAAGAAUUAUCAAGAGUUUGUUAACGAGUUAAAUAAGAUGCCCAUAAAGACUGAUACUCUUAAAUCCCAAAGAAGAAAAAUGGAAAUCGAAAAACAACUUAAUAAAUUGGAAGAAGGUAUAAAGGUAUUUUCAAGACCAAAAGUUUAUGUAAAAGUGAAUGCUUAAUAUUUCGAUUGAGGUAAUUCAUGAUAUUCAAAAGGUGAUCACUGUAUCACGUUUCUUCACAUUGGACUGUCAUUGUAUAUAAUAGCAAUUACUGCAAUAUGUAUUAUACAUAUUUAUGCUGUAGUCUCAUAUGCGUUGUAUUAUCUUGUUUUAAGCUUGUCAAGAUUGUUGUAAAGUUGUACAUA